AUGGAGCCAACGGAGUCUCCUGCGGACGUUGUCCACCCCGAAGUGCGGGCUCACAUCACAAGUCUUGUGUCUGCACUCGGUGGCACCGACGAAGACGGACAAUACCAGCUAGGUGACGACGCCCUGGACGUACUCCGCGACAUCAAGAAAUGGAUCCGGUUCUACGACCAGAAGCUAAACCGCAUGGACGUGGCCCGCUGCCUCGCCGACACCAAUCUCGUGGGCGGCGAUCUGUUGCGCAUCCUGGCAACCUGGCAUGAGAACGCGACGGCCCAGCGGUUCAAGGCCCGCGUGGCGCUAGCCUGCUACGAGGUGCUGACGCCCCUGACCUGGCCGCUCGAGACCGACGUCGAGACGGCCACGGUCAACCACUACCGCCAUCUGCCCGUGCUGCAGCUGGCCCAACUGGCCUACAAGCGGGCCAUCAUCAACUUUGAUGGCGCCCAGAUUCUGCACACGGCCGUGCGUGUGGCCCUGCCAGCCAUGGCCGUGCCGCUGGCCGACCGCUCCAUGCGCGACCAGGCCAUCAUCCGCCUGGUGCUCUUCUUUCUGCGAAAUGUCGCCAUGAUCGAGCCGCCCGCCGGCGUCAAGUACGACGGCGACGAGUCACAGGUGUCCCGGUCCGCCACCAUCGACGCCUUCUCCUACCAGGACAUCCUGCUGCUGCUGCUCACCAUGGCCUCCAACAUGGGCGACGACUUUCGCACCGAGGACGCCACCGUCAUGGAGAUCGUCUUCCACCUCAUCAAGCGCGUCGACGUCCAGAAGCUCUUCAUGGACGAGGCCCAGCUCAGCUCCACCAAGGCUGAAGAGCUGACCGCCCUGAUGCACAAGGAGGCUGCCAUGCUGCAGUCCUUCCGCCCUCAUGGCCCCACCCGUCACAGCCGCUUCGGCACCAUGGUCUGGGUUGACCGCGGCGAGGGCCGCAUGUCUGCCCUCUCCGGUCAGGACGCCCUGGUCAGCGCCUCUGCCCGCGAGCUCAAGAUGGACACGUCCAAAAAGUUCCGUCCGCCGCGUCGACCACGCCGCCGCCGUGACGAGAAGCAGGAGCUCAUGGGCCUUGGGCCCUCGGUGUCGCUUAACGCUCGCGCCAACGGCCAGCUGCGCCACUUCGUCGACGAGCUGCUCGACUCCGGCUUCAACCCGCUCUUCCUGCAAGCCCGCCGCAGCAUCGAGCGCGAGGCCCCGCACAUCCAGCACCACCACCGUGCCCAGUUCCUCUACCUUGUCGCCUGGUUCCUUGAGGCCGAGCGCGCCCGCUCCAAAGCCGCCGCCCAGAAGCGCGGCCGCAAAGAUCCCACAGGCGAUGUCAGCUCGUUUAAUCUCGUCGCUGGCGCGCUCAACCAGGAGAUGUUUAUCUUCCUGAAUCGGGUGCUCGACCAGGCCCAGAACGACAAGGACUGGGCCGAGCUGACGGUGGUCAUGCGCUGCUACACGCAAAUCCUCCUGACAGUGCAGCAGAUGAGCGAGUCGAGGAGCGAGGAGGACGAAGAGAUCGCUGAGAACAUCCUGAGCCGGCUAUUCUACGAGGAGGCCACGCACGACGCCGUGGCCAACCUAGUCAAGAACUACAAGGACCAGGGCUACGAGUACCUCGACGCCUGCACGGAGCUCGCGCACACCUACCUGCGCAUCCUGGAGACGUACUCCAAACAGAAUGUUGAUCUGCAGGUACGAUCACGGCGGCGCACGCGCAAGAAAAAGGCGGCCAAGAAGGCGGUCAAGACGACGGCAGCGACCGACAGCGCAGGCAACGGCGACGACAACGGCGAGGAGGCAGCAGAAGACGAGCAGCAGCAAAACGACGACGAAGACGACGAGUCGGGCAACGACGAGGCGCUGGCACAGAAGACCAGCACGGAACGCAAGUUUGACUUUUCACGGUUUGCCAACCGGUUCGCCGUGCAGGGCGUCAUCGACACGUUUGUCAAGUUCACGUCUAACUACAACGACCUGACGGAGGCACAGCUGAAGCCCGAGCGCACCGGUACUUUUACCGAAUCGCGUUCAAGCAAGAGAUGA
Messenger RNA from Grosmannia clavigera kw1407, 2022 nucleotides. Its product is annotated as DNA repair protein. The record is from RefSeq and is a predicted model, not a curated record. Gene Ontology annotation, molecular function: DNA binding. The transcript is spliced from 2 exons. Gene Ontology annotation, cellular component: replication fork protection complex. Lineage: Eukaryota; Fungi; Ascomycota; Sordariomycetes; Ophiostomatales; Ophiostomataceae. Bases 1 to 2022 code for a protein of 673 amino acids. Gene Ontology annotation, biological process: DNA replication checkpoint signaling; replication fork arrest; DNA repair.